Molecule: messenger RNA, 8764 nt
Organism: Scatophagus argus
Lineage: Eukaryota; Metazoa; Chordata; Actinopteri; Scatophagidae
Product: protein MLP1 homolog
Exons: 10
Coding region: 116-7429 (2437 amino acids)
Biological process (GO): mitotic sister chromatid cohesion
Cellular component (GO): chromatin; nucleus
Molecular function (GO): protein-lysine-acetyltransferase activity
Source: RefSeq, a predicted model, not a curated record
GCGCCUGGAGGGCCGCUACGUCACAUCCGGCGUUUCACUCCGGAAGUACAGUUAAUUUUUAUUCACAGGAAAAAAAACAGCUGUUGUUGAGAAAGAAAACAUCAAAAUUGACAGUAUGCCAGCCCCAAAGACAGGGUCAUCUCCUCAUGAUUCUCAGCCCCAAUUGGAUGAGGUUGGGGAGGAUCUGCCAUCCAAAACUGCACCAGCUACCAAUAAAAGGUCCUUGAAAACAGGAAAUAAACUUGAAAAGUCAGCAACUCCACGAACAAAGAAAAAACUGUCACCCAAACAGAGUUCUCCCUCAAAGGACUGCAGCAUUUCAGACCCACCUGUCAAAAAAGCCAAGCUCCUGAACGCCACAAGUGCCUCCUGCGGAGAAGCCUCCUCACCGAAAGUUAACUCCAAAGCUUCCCUGAAGCGAACAGCCUCCACAGAAUCUGAGGAUGAGUUGAGUAGUGAUGGAAGUAAGACUGACCUAUUUAGAGAGAGGGAUGAUGGCGACAAGGCCCGCUGCAUCAGAAAAUAUUCAAAUCGAGUCAAAGCUAAACGUAAAGCUGAAGAGUUGUCUUCUGAUCCACAGGAGAUAAGGCAAGAAUCACCAUCUGAACCUACAGUCACUAUUCAGAUGGACCACAAUUAUGGUAGAUGUUCAGAUUCAACAAGUAUUCAAAGCUUGGAUGAUGCCGAUCGGGAUGAGAAAAAGGAAUCUACAGAGUCUAUCACUGAAGGAGAGAGACAAGAAAUUUCACUUCAUGCCACAAAUGAAGAGUCAAAGGAAACUUUAGUCUCUAUAACAGGGAGUGGGAAAGGUAGUGUUGAAUUUAAAUGUGCAGCAGAUGAAAGUGAACAGGAAGAAUUAAAACAUGCUGAAAGUGAAAAGCUCAUGGGUGAAAAAACACCAUUAUCAUGUAGUGAAAUAUUAGACUCUGUCACUACAGCAGAUACAGGUGGUAUCACAUCUGAAGCAGGGGAAAGUGAAACGAAGGACUUUACAGAGUCCACCAAAAAUGAUGAAGAUAAUGAAACAUUAACUUCAUUAGUGAAAACACUAUAUUCUAAAACAGAUGAGGCAAAUCUAUGCUCUGAAGGUGAAGCACAAGCAGGUGAAAGGACAGAUUCAGCUUGUAAAAGUCACAUAUAUGUGAGCAGUGAAGCUGAAACUAAGGAGACCAGAGAGUCUGUUUCUGAGGAGAUAAAGCUGGAUGCAAAACAUGAAAGGAUGGAAGGAGAACAUAAAGGGCAGGUGGUGAUUGAAGGAGACAGUAUCUCUGCAAGCCAUAGUGAUGUAGAUAUAGAAGAUAAAGCAUUGUCAAACAAAACUUACUCUGCACCAGGAGAGAUCCUGGUAGGAGGUUGUAAUCCAGAGUGCCAGGCAGAGGAAAAUCGAGCAACAACAGAUUCUGCUGGCAAUCCAGAGACUCAAACAGACUUAAGUUUCAAAAUUCAAGUCACUUUCAAAGAGGAAUCAAAAUCUGCACCCCUGCAGGAUCAUGUAAGCCAUGAUGUGACAGAUACAAUUACUAAAUCAUGUGACAGUAUGAGCAAAAUAGUCAGAAAGCCUGAAGAAAAGCUUGAAGAAUGUGAAAGGAAAGAAUUCCUGUCAAAUCAGACUGUUGCUGAUGUUGGGUCUUUUGCUGAGCUACAGUUGAGCCAAGAGGUCAUGAGUAAGAUGACUGACAACUGUGCCGAAAUAAUAAUACCAGAUUGUGAUGCCGUUCAUGAGCAAGACUGUGUGACGGUCUCAGAGGGUCAGAUAGAUGUCAACAUGCUGACUAAAACAGCAGAGCAGAAGUUGGACUCAGCACAUAAAGAGGAGAUACAAAACCACGAGACCCACAAAGUUGGUGACCACACAACAGAGGUCCCCGUUGAAGUCAAAGUAAACAUGAACUUGGAAUGUGCCACUGCGUCAAGUGGUCAUAUCAAAAUGGAUAUUCAGGCUUUGGCAUCAUCUGACCAGGAGAUUUCUAAUCAAGACGCUCCAGUGGAAAUACAAAUCCAGAAGAGCCAGGAGUUCAGUGAAGGUGUUACAAGCAUAUCUACAGAAAUGAAUGAGGACCAUGUGAUAAAUUCUAACAUAAUGGAAAAUGAAGACAAGGUCAACUUUGAGCACAUCAGUGGAUCCAAGAGUCAAAUUAAAAAGGAAAUGCAGACUUUGCUGACAUCAGAGAUUUCUAACCCACCACCUACAGAGGAAGUUCAAAGCACGAACAGACAGGAAACCAGUGAACCUAUCGCCAAAAUAUCGGCUGAGGAUCAUCAGCAUAUCACGAUUGAAAAUUCUGAACUAAUGGAAAAUGAAGACAAGGUGAACUUUGAAUGUUCGAGUGGAUCUGAGAGGCAAACUACGUUGACAUCAGACAUUUCUCAUCGUGCAUUUCCAGUUGAAGUACAAAGCCAUGAGGUCCCACAAUCCAGUGAAUGCAUCACAGACAUAUCUAAUAAAAUACAGAAGCAUCCAGCAGCUAAUUGUCAAAGCACCAAAGAUGAAGACAGGGUUGAGGUGGACAUGCAGACUACAAGAACAUCAGAGGAAAUUUCUAACAUAGCACCGACAGAAGAAACACAAGUCCAGAAGAGCCAAGAAGUGAAUGAACCUGCAACAGUUAUAUCCGAAACACUUCAAGAAGACCUAAUGAUUCAAACUUUUGCGAAUAAUGCAAAUGAAAACAAGGUUAUCACAGAAUGCAUCGAUGCAACUCAGAAUAACAGAGAAAUUGAUUUGCGGAUGACAGCAACAGAAGACAUGUCUGAUCCAGCAACUAGAGUUGAAACACCAAACCAGAGCAGUCAAGAGGCCACUGAACUCCCUACAGACAUUGAAGCACAAAAAGAUUUUAUUAUUGCCAAUACUGACGACAAGGAAAACAAGGCUGAGGUCAUUGCAUGUGUGGAUGAUACUGAGAAUCAAACAGAAAUGGAUGCACAAGCAACAGCAGCACCAGAGGAGAUUUCUAAUCCAUCGGCAAUAGUCGAAGUACAGAGCCAGGGGAGUCUGGAGGUCAGUGAACUCAACACAGAAGUUCAAAAAGAUCUAGAGAAUGAAUGUUGUGAGAGUAAGCAAGACGAAGACAAGCACACUGCUGAAUGUGUUGAUGUUCCAGAGGCUCAAAUAAAUAUGGAAACUACAACAGCACCAGAGGAUAAUUGUAAUGCAGUACCUCCAACAGAACAGCAGAACGAGGGAAUAAGGGAAGUCGAUGAAACCACUGUGGUCUUAUCAAAUGAAGAUCACAAACCUCUUUCUGUGGCUAAUUCUGAAAGUAAGGAUAAUGAAAACGUGCAGACAGAAGCUAGCACUGAGCAUGUUCAAGUAGAUAUGUGUGUAAUAAGUGGAUCAUUGGAAAGGAUAGAUUCUGUGUUGCAGGAUGAAACUGGGAGGCAAGUGAUUAAUGAGAUCAAGGAAGAGGCUGCAAUCAUUUCCUCUGAUAAGGCUGACAAAAUGGUCAGUAACAUUGAGGAACACGGAGAAGGAGCUGGAUGCAGUGAAGACAGAGUUUUUGUUUGUGGCCAUACAGAUGAUGCUGAUGUUGUAAUUGAGGGAUCAGAAGAACAGAUUAAGACGGCUAAUCAGUCAAUGGUUGAGAUUCAUGAAAACCAGGUAGUGUAUGAGCCCAUUAGUAGUCCGGAGAGCAAUGAUGAUCGUGAAAUUUUUACAGAAUCAGAGAACCGUGAUGGUGUGUCUUUUCUGGACAUGCAGAUUACAGAGAGCCAGCAGAUGGGAGGACAUUCAUCUACUAAUGAAAAAAACAGAGAAAUUUGUACCCAACAGCUGGAAAAUGAGGCAGAUUUUAAGCAACAAAUGCAUGUCUCAGACAGUCAAGAAGUUGAGAUGGAAGCACAAACCACAAAUGUGCCAGAGACUUGUAUCUCUGCACAGUUGGAGCAGAGUGACACGGGUGAGGAUGUGAGACAAGUUGCAGUGAUCAGCUCUAGCGAUGACAUCAUAGUGCCAGAUGGUCAGUCAGAAGAUGCAACGGAAAAAAGCGAAAGUAUCGGGCAUCCAGACGGCAUCAGUGCCACAGAGUUUUCUGAACAGGUGCGGGAAGACACUGGACUUCAAGAGGUCGCAGAUGUCACUCUGACAACAACUACAGCCACCGCUACAGUUGAAAUACCAGAUAGUACAUCAGAAGAGUUUGUGAUAUUGGAACCGGUCCCACAGAGUGAAAUUCACUUUGAUAUCGUCACUCAAGCAGCAGCCGAAUCAGGGUUGUCAAUUUCACUUCCAGAGCAGGUGAAUCCAGACAGUGCAUUGGUAGGUGAUGUGAAAAAUGAAAAUGUUUCUCAAGAAACCGUCCUCCCUGAGUGUCAAAGAGCUGAUGAGGUCAGAGAUGGAACAGUGACCAAGUCAGGUGAGGGAGAUCAGGAGACCCAGCUUGGGACAGAAAUUUCAACUGAGGGAUGUGUUGAAGUUAUUCAAAAUUCAGACUGUUGCCAGCAGUCAUCAGCUGACAUGAUGGACGUUGAUAGCUCAGAGACUGAUAUGACAAACUCUCAUGUUCAAGUCACAAAAGAAGACUGUGGUGCACAGGGUAAUGUGGACCUACAAGAAGUGCAGAUUCUGGAGGAUAUAGAGAUUGGUCGCGAGAUUGUAGUAGCAGAGGAAGAGAAUGAGGAAGAUAGUGACAUUACAAUAAUAGAGAAACCCCAAGAAACUUCUGAGACAGUCCUUCCUAAAACAUUGGAGGAAAAGGUCGAUGAGGAAAAUAAAGAUAAUACGUGUGGAACAAGCUUGACCCAAAUCAGCACAGGAGACAAGACUGGAGAUGCUAAAAAGACUCAGGAAGCAGAAAAACCCAAGAAACAAGAAAUGAACACACAGGCCAGAACCAAGGCCCGUCUGGCAGCUCUGGCUGAGCAAAAGGCUGCAGCGUCUAAGAGAUCAGCAAACAGACAGCAACUGAAUCUCUUAGCCCUGUGUCAGGAGAUCGCAGAGGACAUUGCUACAGACAGCAUGCUGUUGAAGAGGAUCGAGGAAGAAAAACAAGCGGCUGCGGCAGCGGCCGCAGCAGCAGCAGCAGCAGCUGCGACAGCAGCUACAGCAGUAACAAUAGAAGUGGCAUCCAAUAGUGAAGCCAGCAAGAAGGAAAGUCCACCUGGUAACACACAGGAUUCAGACACUGUUAAUGCUGUAGUUCCUGCAGGACUAGAAGGAAACUCUGCUCCAGUGAGCCCUGCUGAGGUGGCAUCUGCAGCAGAGCCCUCGCCCACUGAUUCUCCUCAGGCUAAACCUGCUGGAGAGCCUCCAAAGAGGCGUUUCUUCAUCACACAAGUUUCAGUUCCCCUGAAAGCCCACGAGAAAAAGAAGCUAACUAGAUAUCAAAGGCUAAGACAGGUUGAACUUCAAAGAGAGAAAAUGUCUUGGGCACGUGUAAAGAAACUUAAAUCUGACCAAGCAAAUCAGAUGUUUUCAGAUAUAGAUUGGCAAGCACCUCUGUCUGCAUUCUCUCAGUUUUCAGUGGGUCCUGUGACCACAGCUCCUCCACCUGCUGUCAGUCCAUCUAAAACGCCUCCUCUCCCAAGUCCUGCCUCAACUAGCAAACCUGCUACACCGAAAGAAGAAGUUCCCAAGGCUGACAGCUCUAAGGCUGAACCCAGUAAAGCCGAACCCACUAACAUGGAAACCUCUGAAACUGAACCUGUUAAGCCUGAACCUGCCAAAGCUGAUGCCCCUAAGACCACACCUCCUAAUACUGAAACACGUAAAUCUACAAGGCAAAUUAAGGCUCAGUCUCUUCAGGCAACCCCUUCUCCAGGACCUGCCCCAAAAGUGACCCGAUCAGCAGCUAAGAGGACUCUUCCAGCAGUACCUCCUCCCAUGCCUAAUGGACUUAAUGCUCAAAAACCAAAGCCUGUUGAGUACAUACCAUACAGACCCAGGCCAAAAUAUUCCUUUGCGGACUUUGAACUAGAUGAUGAUCCCGUACCAAUAGCUCCAACAAAGCCCAGCCCUCAGUCGAGGCCCACGCAGCCGACACAUAUUCAGUCUAACCCCACAGUUCAGUCAAAACCCGCAGUUUCAUCACAACUUUCCAAACAGACGAGACCCAAAUCUCAGACCACACCUGCUGGACAGAUCUCAAGUCAGUCAAAGUCUGCGGUUGCAACAGCACCCCAGUCAACGAUCACAGCUGCUGCUGCAGCCUCUUCAAAAGCUGUUCCUUCAGCUAAACCUCAGUUAAAGUCCUGUGUUUUGACAUCACCUCAGCAAAAAGCUGUUUCAGCUGCAGGUCAGUCCAAACCUUCUGCUUCAGCUUCACCUCAGUUAAACCCCAGUGGAAGCACAGCCCAGCUUAAGCAGUUUGUUUCAGCAGCAUCUCAGCCUGCUGGUUCAACCAGAUCUGCUGCCACUGUUGGUUCAGUGCCUCAGAAAAACCCCAAUCCACCAUCCUCGCAAGAUAGCAAAUGCAAGGAUGCAGUUGAUCCACUUUCAUCAGCUCCCACCUCUUCCCUUUCCUCUGAAGAGGCCUCAAAAGUGUCUGACUGCACUCAGCGAUGUGAGGAAAAGCCUGCAGCCACAGAUGUUUAUCCGUCUCCAGGGAAUAAGACAGAAACAAUCAAGAUAGCUGAGCAGACGUUGGAAAAACCUUGUCAGGACAGAGCAGUGAAGGCACAACAUGGUGGCACCCCUCUCUCUGAUGCUUGUCUUCAGAAAGAAGUCAAGAAAAUAAAGGAGGCUGACAAAGAUGGCACCCAAACUAUUAUUGAUGCAGGACAGAAGCAUUUCGGAGCAGUGGCCUGCAGUGUGUGUGGGAUGCUCUAUUCAGCUGCCAACCCUGAAGAUGAGUCUCAACAUUUACUCUUCCACAACCAGUUUAUCAGCGCUGUCAAAUAUGUGGGAUGGAAAAAAGAGAGGAUUCUCGGGGAGUAUCCCGAUGGCAAGAUAAUUCUCGUCCUGCCAGAUGAUCCCAAAUACGCUCUGAAGAAGGUGGAGGAGAUCAGGGAGGUGGUGGACAGUGACCUUGGCUUCCAGCAGGUGGAGACCAAGUGUCCCUCUAAGACCAAGACCUUCCUCUUCAUCUCCAACGACAAGAAAGUGGGCGGAUGUCUUAUAGCAGAGCACAUACAAGAGGGGUACAGAGUGAUUGAGGAGCCCAUACCGGAGGGUUCAGAGGGAGAGAAGUUGAUGUUUGAGCGUCAGAGAGCUUGGUGCUGCUCCACAACUCCAGAGCCAGCCAUCUGCGGCAUCAGCCGUAUCUGGGUCGUCAGCAUGAUGAGACGCCGGGGCAUCGCCUCACGCAUGCUCGAGUGCCUCAGGAACAACUUCAUAUAUGGUUCUUACCUGAGCAAAGACGAGAUCGCUUUCUCCGACCCCACUCCGGAUGGAAAACUCUUUGCCACACAUUAUUUUGGCACUUCUCAGUUUUUGGUUUAUAACUUUGUGAGUGGAACACGCUCGUCCCAGCCCAAAACCAAUGCAGUAUGACAGUCUUCAGGAAAGGUAACUGAGACGCUGACUAACAGAACCCGCCGUCACUUAACAGUGUCUGAUGCAGGAUCUGUAUUUACGGUUUUUAAAAAUUACUCCUUGGAGAGGUUAUACAUUGGUUUAAAUCUCAGGAUGAAAACAACAAGGUGUUGUUGAAAAAUGUUAUCAAGUCACCCUUUAAUCCCUCCCUGAAUAGUAUUUUGAAGAAAAAAAAAAAAACAAGAGUAUUUUUCUUUAUGCAUUUUUAAGUAAACACUUGGUUUUAUUAGAAAUAUAGCGUUUACAUGCAUGACUUGACAGCAAUAGAAAACAAAGAGCAUUUCGUUGUUUUUCUUUUAAUCCCUGAGAAGCAUAAUAUCGACUGACUGUGUAAUACAACAGUUAUUUUACAGUUUUGUCCUCAUUCUGUUUUUAGGUUUUUUACUAACAUGAUGUAAAAACUGUGUGUACAUGUGUACAUUGGGAUUUUUUUUUUCAUGUUCAUCUCUUUACAGUUAACAGUGAUGCUGCCGUCAUGUUUAAGCAACAUCGAUAACGCUCAAAGGUUUCUACUGUUUUUUUAAAGUUGAUGAUCAGUGCCCUUGAUUUCACUGUCAUGUGUUACUGUAACAUUUCAAACUAAUCAUCGAAAUCGAUCAGAUCAGAGUGACUCGUUUCAGCAAUCUUAUUGAAGAGAUAUGGGUUAGAACUGUGGCGUGGGCAUUACUUGUGUGCUCUGAUUGUCUUAGAUCACCUUGCCUGAAAUAUUUGGUUUUCCAAGCUGAGCCAUAUACUGAACACCAUUUAGCAGGGCAUUGUAGCCUAUACUGUGUGAGUGAUGUCUUUUAAUUUCACCUAGGCUUGUCUGUUGCUUUGUUUGUGCCUGAAGGAAUAAUGUGUGACUUAAGAUGUUGAUUUAUUAUUUUCUUUCUUUUUUCCUAGCCAUACAUUAUGGCUUUUUAUUGAGUUAGUGUAGAGUACCAUUCUCCUUUCUCCUUAGUAACAACCAAUUAAAAUGUAUAUCAAAUUAUCAUGUAGAUUUAUGCAUACUAUAUAACAAAAUGUAUAAUGAAAGACGAGCAAGGGCUUAAGGCUCAGGUGUUAAAAGGUAUUUGAGCGAUGGUAAACUCCCUCCAGGUUCAGCCUUUAUGAUUGCAAAUAGGAAUAUUUGCUCAGUGAUUAGCAUGAGGGGUAGCCUCUCCCAACACAGAUUUGUAGUAUCAUUGUAAUCCAUCCCUUGUUUUCUUCUUCUUCCUAAUUGUUAAACAGUUUGCUUGUGUAAGGAAAAAAAGACCUUGAUUUAUACGAAGCUGUUAUGUAAAUAUUUAUUUAAAUAAUAAACAGUUAAAAACA